Cuscuta europaea is the source of this 430-nucleotide messenger RNA. Lineage: Eukaryota; Viridiplantae; Streptophyta; Magnoliopsida; Solanales; Convolvulaceae. The record is from the annotation of a GenBank genome assembly.
CUGAUAGGUGUCUACCUAGUGUUGACUGGAGAGGUUUACAAAAAGUUUUUGUACCUUUGAAUGUUGAUGGGAUGCAUUGGGUUUUAGCGGAAGUUGACCUACAUGCAAAAUUGGUACGUGUAUAUGACUCCAUGAGAACAAGUAGGUCAAUGUUGCAUGCGGCGCAUUUGUGUGUGAGACUUCCGCUACUCUUCCGAUUCAUACAAGCCCACCCAGAUCUUUCUAAGGUAGAGCAUUGGAAUGCUCAGCUAGCUGCAGAUGUUCCACAACAAGAGGGAGGAACUGUUUGCGGACUGAUGGUUGUUUGUUAUGCUGAGGCUUUGUUGUUGGGACUUCCCUUGACGCCACAUUGCGAGUAUGCGAACGUGGCUACAAAGAGAUGGCACUUUGCGCUACGCCUUUGGAGUUUGAGGAAGCCAGUUUCUUAGAA